This is a messenger RNA of Callorhinchus milii (elephant shark), 882 nucleotides long. RefSeq names its product BARX homeobox 2 (gene barx2). Gene Ontology annotation, molecular function: DNA binding; DNA-binding transcription factor activity, RNA polymerase II-specific. Bases 130 to 834 code for a protein of 234 amino acids. NCBI's taxonomy places the organism in Eukaryota, Metazoa, Chordata, Chondrichthyes, Chimaeriformes, Callorhinchidae. The record is from RefSeq and is a predicted model, not a curated record. Gene Ontology annotation, biological process: regulation of DNA-templated transcription. The transcript is spliced from 4 exons.
UGUGAGUGUGUGAUAGAGUGUGAGUGUGAGUGUUAAUGUUAGUGUGUGUCAGUUGGAGCCCCAGAGACCCGCAGAGAGCUGAGGGGUGAGGGGGAGCGGUGAGGAGCGCCCUGAGCCCCCCGGGGGGCUAUGCAGGCUCAGGCCGAGCUGAGGGGCUCCUCCCCGGGGCUACAGAAGACGGGGAGUCGGCGCUACAAAACCUUUAUGAUCGAUGAGAUUUUGGCGAACAACAAGGAAAGUUGCAGCUACUUCCAGAAACUUUCCCUCCAUCAUUCCGUGUGCCCGACCUUCCUGGUCAGACCCCAGGCGGUGCACCUCCAGGGCCCGGCGUCUCUCAGGUCCUAUCCCAUGUUCUCCCUGCUCGGACGUCAGACGGCUGGAGUGACCCAGCUGUGUCCAAUGGCCAUCGGCCGUCUGCCUCAGCUCCUGUCGCCCUCGUCGAGCUCUGGGAGGACACAGACCCCAGGCCUGGACAGCAGUGAGUCGGAGAGCGACCAGGCCCUCCCCCGGCUAAAGAAACCCCGCCGGAGCCGCACUAUUUUCACCGAGUUACAGCUCAUGGGGCUGGAGAAAAAGUUCCAGAAACAGAAGUAUCUCUCCACCCCAGACAGGUUAGACCUGGCCCAGUCGCUGGGACUCACUCAGCUGCAGGUGAAGACGUGGUAUCAGAACCGUCGGAUGAAGUGGAAGAAAAUGGUGCUGAAAGGAGGACAAGAAGCGCCAACAAAGCCCAAAGGGAGGCCGAAAAAGAACUCCAUCCCCUCGACGGAAGAGAUCGAGGCGGAGGAAAAAGAAGCCAGACUGGCCCAGGAGCAGGAAUCCUCUCCUUCCUGAGAUAGAGAGAGAGAGAGAGAGAGAGAGAGUGGAGAUCAGGACAAACGG